Ornithodoros turicata is the source of this 486-nucleotide messenger RNA. Its product is annotated as zinc finger protein 211-like. Gene Ontology annotation, biological process: regulation of gene expression. The transcript has 2 exons. NCBI's taxonomy places the organism in Eukaryota, Metazoa, Arthropoda, Arachnida, Ixodida, Argasidae. Bases 1 to 486 code for a protein of 161 amino acids. Gene Ontology annotation, cellular component: nucleus. The record is from RefSeq and is a predicted model, not a curated record.
AUGAUGUUCGCAUCCAAAGAGCACCUGAAGAGACACAACCAGUCGGAGCACCGCCCGAAGCGACCGGCUUACCUGUGCAGCACCUGCAACUACGCCAGCGCCACCGCGAGUGCGAUGGAGGAACACAAGAGGAGGCAUGCAGGCAUCGAAGCAGAAGGUGGAGCAGCGAGGCGCACCAGGGGGCAGCGCAGGGAGGGCCGCCCGGUGGAACGCGUCCACAGAGGGCGCCACAAGUGCCGCUUCUGCCAAUACUCGAGCGACCACACGACGCACGUCAGGGACCACGAGCGGGUGCACACGGGGGAGAGGCCCUACGUGUGUGCCGUGUGUACCAAGGGGUUCACCUCCAAGAGGAACCUGGGGAACCACUCCAAGACGGUCCACGAGGGGCAACGGAACUACGGGUGUUCCGUCUGCGGGUACACUUUCACGCAGAAGAUCCACCUGCAGAGACACGCUCAGCGUCUGCACUCGGUCCAGGACUGA